Messenger RNA from Pipistrellus nathusii (Nathusius's pipistrelle), 1812 nucleotides. The record is from the annotation of a GenBank genome assembly. NCBI's taxonomy places the organism in Eukaryota, Metazoa, Chordata, Mammalia, Chiroptera, Vespertilionidae.
AUGGCGAGCGUUCAGCAAGGCGAGAAGCAGCUCUUUGAGAAGUUCUGGCGAGGAACCUUUAAAGCUGUGGCCACGCCGCGUCCUGAGAGCAUCAUUGUCGCCAGCAUCACAGCCCGCAAGCCUCUGCCAAGGACAGAACCUCAGAACAGCCCCAUGGCUCCGGGUCAGGAUGGACCCUCUGGAAAGCUGAGCCAGCAUCUGGCCACAGAGGCCUCGGGCACCAGCUGGGAGAGAGACAAGGCCUGCCGGGAGCGCAGUCCUGCGAGAGCACGCAGCGCCUCCCGCGACAAAGACCGGACGCCACCGCCGUCCUCCCGGGGGAAGAAGAAGAAGAAGAAGUCCACCCGGAAGAGGAGAAGGAGGUCCCCGUCCUACAGCCCGUCACCUGCCAAGAAGAAGAAGAAGAAGAGUUCCAAGAAGCACAAGCGGCGCAGGUCGUUCUCCAAGAAGAGAAGGCACAGCUCUUCCAGCCCAAAAAGCAAGAGAAGGGAAGAGAAGAGGCACAAAAAACAAUCGCGAAGCCGGCCCCGAAAGUCUCACCGCCUCCGCCACCACCACAGGCCCUCGCGAUCCCAGAGCUCGGAGUCCCGGUCCUCCAGCUGCGAGAGCAGGCGCCGCAGCCGGUCCCCUGAGGAAGGCCGGAAGUCCCGCCACAGGCACUCCCGCCGCUGCUCCAAGACCCUCAGCAAGGCCAGCCCCCAGGCCCCGUCCAGCCUCCCGCCCGGCCAGCCCCUCCCGAUGCUCAGCCUGCUGUCCGCCAGGGGUGUAAUCACUGGGUCGGGGUCUGCUGCUGACCUCUUUACCAAAACAGCCAGCCCGCUUGCUGCCCGCCGCGGCCGCUCCCAGGAGUACGACUCAGGCCAUGACACCUCCUCGCCGCCCUCCACGCAGAUCAGCUCCAGCCGGUCUCGGGGUCCGGAGAAGGAGAGCCCCGGUGGGGACCGCAGCCAGGGCCGGGACCUCCACAGCGGCAACACCUCCGAUUCAGGGAACUCCUUCACCACCUCCUCUCCCCAGAACAAGGGGACGGCUCCCGAGAACCUCUCCCCUGCCAGCAGGGGCAGAGAGCCAAGGGGACGGGAGUCACCGGUGAAGUCCAGUGCAGUCCCGGCCACAGCCCAGAGCUCCCCCAGAAGAGGGUGCUCCCGCAGCUCCUCCCAUGCCAGCACCCGGUCCUCCAGCCACUCCUCCCGGUCCCCCAGCCCCAGGGCCUCCCCCAGGUACAGCCGAAGCCGGUCCGCCUCCUCUGGGAAAAGGUCCUACUCGCGCUCUCCCAGCUACUCCUCCAAGUCUGGCAAGAGGAGCCCGCCCAGCAGAAGCUCCGGAUCCCGCCGCAGCCCCAGCUACUCCCGCUACAGCCCCAGCAGGGAGCGGGACCCCAAGUACAAUGAGAAGAGCUCGCAGCAGCGGGAGCGCGAGCGGCCGCGGAGGAGACGGAGGUCCUACUCGCCCCUGAGGAAGCGCCGGAGAGACUCCCCGAGCCACCUGGAGGCGCGGCGGAUAACCAGCGCCCGGAAACGCCCCGUCCCCUACUACCGGCCCAGCCCCUCCUCGUCCAGCGGCCUCAGCAGCGCCUCCUCCUGGUACAGCGGCAGCAGCAGCCGCUCCGCCAGCCGCAGCCGCAGCCGCAGCCGCAGCCGCAGCCGGAGCCGCAGCCGCAGCCGGACGAGCAGCAGCUCCAGCUCCCGCAGCCCCAGCCCAGGCCCCCGCAGCCGCAGCCGGAGCCGCAGCCGGAGCCGCAGCCAGAGCCGGAGCCGGAGCCGCAGCCGCAGCCACAGCUCCGCAGACAGCGGCUCCAGCACGAGGCGCUAA